Molecule: messenger RNA, 732 nt
Organism: Eruca vesicaria subsp. sativa (arugula)
Lineage: Eukaryota; Viridiplantae; Streptophyta; Magnoliopsida; Brassicales; Brassicaceae
Source: the annotation of a GenBank genome assembly
AUGGCUAUAGCGCGAACUGGAGUUUACGUUGAUGAUUACCUUGAGUAUGCCAGCACUUUCCCUGCAGAACUUCAAAGAUUGUUAAAUACAGUUCGCGAGCUGGACGAGAGAUCUCAAUCGCUCAUAAACCAGACAAGGCAACAAACUAAGUAUUGCUUAGGGAUUGCCUCACAAAGUUCCAAGAAGGGCAGUGGCAAUAAUCACUACAACAUUGGCAUUGAUGAAGACGAAACCGUUGAAAAAAUGCGUAAAGAGAUUGAGUCCAGCCAGGAAAAUGCUUUAAGUUUGUGUACGGAGAAGGUCUUAUUGGCCCGGCAAGCCUAUGAUCUUAUCGACAGUCACGUAAGACGACUUGAUGAAGAUCUCAAUAAUUUUGCUGAAGAUUUGAAGCAAGAAGGAAAAAUUCCAGCAGACGAGCCCUCUCUUCUUCCUCCACUACCUAUUGUUCCCAAGCAGGAAAAGCGCAAGUCUUUCUAUGGCACACCUCAGCCUAAGAAGAUUGAUUACAGAGAUAGAGAGUGGGAUCGUGAUAGGGAUUUCGAGCUCAUGCCUCCUCCAGGAAGCCAUCGGAAAGACUUUACCCCUAUUGAUGAGCAGCCAAUCGAUCCUAACGAACCGACGUACUGUGUCUGCCAUCAGGUGUCUUUUGGGGACAUGAUUGCUUGUGACAAUGAGAAUGCUCCUCCCACAGUCACACUAGUAUCAUUCCUACUUGUCGCAAGGUGGAAAUGA